Messenger RNA from Dermacentor albipictus, 2837 nucleotides. The record is from RefSeq and is a predicted model, not a curated record. Lineage: Eukaryota; Metazoa; Arthropoda; Arachnida; Ixodida; Ixodidae.
GUAAUUUUUGCGAAGGCAAGACUGGUAGCCACCCACACAACCGUUUUGCACCGAACAUGCAUAACAAGAUGUGCGGUGGUGCUUCAACUUGGGAAGUCAUCAGCAGGAAUGAUGACUUCAAACAGCUGCCCCCACCCAACAUGUCCAAACGCAUCCAGGUGGAUUUUGAAGAAGUUCAGCAAAAACGUAAAACGAUCCAGCGAAUUGUUUUUGCCCUGGACGUUUCCGUUAGCAUGUCGAGACACAAUCGACUGCAAAUGGUGAAGGAUGCGGUUGUUGGCUUCCUCCUGAGCCUACUCGAUGACUCGAUCCGGCUCGCCAUCGUCAAGUUCAGCAGGGUGGCAGUGGUGCAGCACCCGAUGACGACUGUCAAUAAAGCAACAGUGGGAGGCUUUCGCGUUGCUGUGCAUAACAUGUCAACGUCUGGCGGCACCUGUAUUGGUUGCGCUCUGGAUAAGGCUCUUGAGGUGCUGCGUUCUGGUAACGAGACUCCAGAGGGCGCAGUUAUAGUGCUUUUGACCGAUGGCUUAGAGAAUGAACACCCCUCCAUUGACGACGUCUUGCCGCAACUCUUAGAGGAAAAGGUUGAAGUUCUGGUUAUGGCAAUAGGAGACAAGGCUGAAGACAAACUUGAGAAAACUGCUACAGCAACAAAAGGGAAGACCUUCUUUUUUCCAGACAGCCAUGAGAACACGCCGAAGGCUUACAUCGAAGCUACCGAAAGUCCAGAGCACGGGUACACUAGACAGCGUUUGGGGCUGAUCACUCCCAAUGAAACUGGAGAAAGUGCCACCAGUGUACCAGUGCCUGACGGCGACGAGACCAUGGGCUUCUAUAAUGAGAAAUUCAGCCCGCAAGAAGGAGCGCUGAAAGCCAUUCCGGAAAUGUCUGAUCGCGCCUCGAAAAACCAGAUAGGCAAACUGGCUGAUGUUGCAGAACCGCACUCCCUCCAGGCGGCUGACAGCAAGUGCUUCCAGCUCUCCGGAUACGAUUCGAAGAUCGGCAUCCAAAUGGCGUUGGGAGAAUCAGUGGAUAGCGACGCAGUAAAACCGAUCACUGUUAUGUCAGAAAGCGAAAGCUUCGUGGGAACUCUGGAGAAAACAUUCAUUAUUGAUGGUGACAUUGGAAACAGCACAGUCGUUACUGUGAGCUGCGCCUCCGGUCAAAACUGUCCACUCUCGGUUCAGCUUGUUGACCCCUCCGGACAAAGGUGUCAAAACUGUCGUGAAGAUAACACUGACCUCCAAAAAAUGCUCAUCAUACCCAGCGCUGCACAGGUGGGGUCAUGGAUGCUUCAAGUGAACAGCUCAAGCACGGACCGAGUCAAAGUCAACAUCCUGGUCGUGUCCGAAGUCAGAGGCCCUACAAAGAUGCCGAUCCCGACGAUCGCGAAGUUGACGGAACCUACAGUGGAUACUUCACACAGUUCACGGGUGCGGGACGGUACUCUGUCUUUGCUUACAUUUACGGAGACAGCAACACCAGGCACGCGUACCGAAGGAGAGACCCCCGUGGUUCUGGUUUCAAAGUUUUUAAUCAUCCCCCACCCGAAGGAUCGAAACGGCCGAAAGCCAGCGACUUCGAGCCGCUGUCAGCAAACUACAGCACAGCCGCCUACUUUUUGGAUGACGUCGAGCCUGCACGAGGCUGAUGUUCCUCCUGCUGAACUCAUCGGCUUUCUCAGUACCACAGGGCACGUUGAGAAGGACAGAACACCUGUCAUCACUCUUAUAUGGAUUUGGCCUGGGGCUCACAUGACAAAUGGAAAAGCUGCUGCAAUAGAGAUCCGUGGCGGCACCGAUGAAGAGGCGAUCUUUAAAGACUUCGACAGCCAGGAGCUGUUGACGAGCGUCGUUGAUGGCAACCUCGAACCCCUUCCCCCAGGCUCCAAACACAAAGUGACCAUCAGCCUGCCGCGUCACUGGGGGCCGGCGCCCCGUGGCGACGAUAGCUUCUACCUGACGGCGUACUUGGCUGCGCGCGUUGUUAAUGCUGAUGGGCUGAAGUCGGAAAGGUCCCCGUCAUUCGAGUGGUGUACGAAAUCGAAAACAUUACCGCCCAGUUACCCUCUGCAGUAGCUGACGACCUCACGCCGACAAAGCCUUCCGCGAAGGCCAGCCCAUCGACAACCACUACAAGGCAGACCAGGACCGAUUCUCCUCUCGAUCCGGCGACAACCCCCACUGCAGAGGUUCAUCAUGAAGGCCAGACAUCCGUCUUCGUUUGGAUCCUGGUGGUAGCAGUGGCCGGAAUCGUCAUUAUAGCAGUUAUUAUUAGGCUGCUGCUCAAGAUCAAAUCGGACUACAGUGAUGAAACUAACACCAACACUAGGGAGAGGACAAGAGACACUAUGCCAAGGUAGUGCCGCAUGUGGCAAUUCAGGGCAAAAUAAAUCAUAAGGCAAGCCUGGGCAUGUGAGACGUUAUCUAUGACAUUAUUAAUGCGAAAGCCUUAGCUGGUUCAUAGGUCCAAAAAUCCGAUGUCCGGCGUUAUGGCACCCAACUUCAUAGGGCGUCGAAUCUACGAGCUUCGGUAUAAUUAGGGCUAAUGAUGCCAUCAAUUUCUUUAUAAGAAAGGGUGAAGCCGAGGCGAAGAAGCCUCAGCACGACCUGUGGUGUUAAUUAAGGGAAACCUAAUUAAGAUAGAGGUAAUUAAGGCACUCGAGCCUUGGUGGGAGUCGAACCCAAUUGGACAUGUGGGCGAACCGGACAAAUCUCCAAAUCGGAUUACGAUCGACAUCGUGAGGAUUGAAAGUUCAACCUACUACCUUUGCUGUCAAUUAAGGCGAAGUGAACUGAGGCGCAGUCGAUUAAGGCACUGAAACCCACGACCUCUGG